This is a messenger RNA of Colletotrichum orchidophilum, 1440 nucleotides long. Its product is annotated as TfdA family Taurine catabolism dioxygenase TauD. NCBI's taxonomy places the organism in Eukaryota, Fungi, Ascomycota, Sordariomycetes, Glomerellales, Glomerellaceae. Gene Ontology annotation, biological process: carnitine biosynthetic process. Gene Ontology annotation, molecular function: oxidoreductase activity. The transcript has a single exon. Gene Ontology annotation, cellular component: mitochondrion. Bases 1 to 1440 code for a protein of 479 amino acids. The record is from RefSeq and is a predicted model, not a curated record.
AUGGUCCUGGCACGAGCGCUUCGCCCCGCGGCGCGCGCGGCACGCUUCCUCGACCAUGCGACGAGAAGACCGACCCUACCCUCCCCUCUCCUGCGCGGACGCAUCCUCCCCUCGACCUUGGCCGGUGUUCAUACCACCUCUCCCAAGACCCAAGAAGCUGCGGCCCUUCAACAGGAACCAGAGACCGACCUGGCUACGACGUUACCUAGCGCCGCGCCAAAGACAGACUUAAAGCCAGAUACACAACCAGAGGAUUUCAAUGUUCAUAUCAUCACGCCAAGCCGCCGGGCUCUUCAUGUCAGCGACCAGGUUGCCGGCCAACACAAAGAGAACAUCGUUGACGCUGCUUGGAUCCGGGACCGCUGCUCUUGCACGCACUGCGUCAGCCCUUCCUCGGGCAACAAGUCCUUCUCAACCGCCGAAAUCCCCAAGAACAUUGCCUUUGAGAGUGUAAAGGGACUGCCAGACGGCUCUUUUGAGAUUCGCUGGACACACGACAUCCCUCGAGCUGCCGACGUCGGCCACGUCUCCGUCUUUCCCGCCUCCGGUCCCCAGAGCCUGAAGGGAAUGUUGGCAGAAAAGACCAAUCUAUUCUACCAGCACGGCCCCCCCAAGAAGCUUACAAAAUUCUGGUGGAGCAAGACAAACCUCGCUAAGCGCCUGCAGAAAAUCGACUACAAAGACUACAUGGAGGGAGGGCCGGCCUUCGGAUCAGCCGCCCUGUCGCUCGCCAAAAUUGGGCUUGUCUUCCUCACAAACGUGCCGCAAACCGAAACUGCCGUGGCUGAUAUUGCUCUCAAGUUCGGCUCCAUCAAGGAAACGUUUUAUGGCCGCACGUGGGACGUCAUCUCCAAACCCGACGCAGAAAACGUCGCCUACACCUCCUCUUACCUGGGCUUACACUCGGACAUGCUUUAUUUAGAGUCGCCGCCUCGGAUCCAGCUCCUCCAUUGCCUAGAGAACUCGUGUUCCGGGGGCGAGUCCAUCUUCAGUGACGCCCUCAGGGCCACUACUUGGCUCGAAAAGUUCACACCCCAGGCCUACAGAGCGCUGACCAAAACCCUGGUCCCGUACCACUACAAUAAGAACGGGUUCUUCUACCGUCAAGCGCGACCCGUCAUCGUGCACUCAGAUCUCGUGGUUAACCGCGAGGUCUGGUGGUCUCCGCCCUUCCAGGCCCCGUUCCCGGUCCCGUCCACGAAAUCAAGGCUGAAGAGUUGGCAGGUGUGGAUCCAAGCGGCGCGGCUGUUCCAAGAAACCCUGGAACACGAGAAUAACGUGUACCAGCACAAGCUCCAGCCGGGCGAGUGCGUGUUGUUUGACAAUCGGCGCGUCCUCCACGGCCGUCGUGCUUUCGACACAGCCAGCGGGCGCCGCUGGCUCAAGGGUACAUAUGUCGCCGACGAGGAUUUCAAAAGCGCUCUGCGGCCGUUCCAAUGA